AUGGGCAUUAAACUACUUGGUGUUUCUCUCUCUCUCCUUGUGAUCUCAGUUGCAGUGAUCUCAGCGGCUGCCGAUGAGAAAGGCAAGCCCCUAAUAACCAAAACUUGCAGCGGCACGGAGUUUCCCGAUGUGUGCACCUCAACUUUGGAGUCGGAUUCUCGCAGUUUGAGUGCAGAUUUGAAGGGCCUUUCUAGGAUUGCCUUGGAGUUGACUGCAGCCAAAGCAAAUGAUGCUGCAGAAGUGGCCUAUCCAUUGCUGCAACAUGCAUCUGGGUAUGAGACAUGGGCGCAACUCUCAGGUUGUUUCAAUGGUUAUAACUUGAGCGUCUCUCGGAUUAAAGGGGACGGUCUCCAAUCUUUCGACGAGGGGAAGUAUGAUAAGGCAUACCAAACUGUGGAUCUUCUCAAUAAGGAAGUAGUUCAUUGUAGCACCUUUCACAUACAAGAGUUGGCUGAAAGCAAUACAUUGCUAUCAAGGUUUACCACUGAUGUAAAGACCAUUCUACAUCUCCUUUUCUAA
Molecule: messenger RNA, 519 nt
Organism: Alnus glutinosa
Lineage: Eukaryota; Viridiplantae; Streptophyta; Magnoliopsida; Fagales; Betulaceae
Product: pectinesterase inhibitor-like
Exons: 1
Coding region: 1-519 (172 amino acids)
Molecular function (GO): enzyme inhibitor activity
Source: RefSeq, a predicted model, not a curated record